This is a messenger RNA of Ipomoea nil (Japanese morning glory), 1721 nucleotides long. Its product is annotated as probable magnesium transporter NIPA3. Gene Ontology annotation, biological process: magnesium ion transport. Bases 524 to 1522 code for a protein of 332 amino acids. The record is from RefSeq and is a predicted model, not a curated record. Gene Ontology annotation, cellular component: membrane. Gene Ontology annotation, molecular function: magnesium ion transmembrane transporter activity. The transcript is spliced from 9 exons. Lineage: Eukaryota; Viridiplantae; Streptophyta; Magnoliopsida; Solanales; Convolvulaceae.
UUGAUGCCAAGUGCAUAAACAAAUCUGAUUUCUGAAAACAAGAUCAGAAAGAUCUACAGGAAAACAAUAGAUUUUUAUUACUCACUCCACAACUUCACUUGCACAACAAAACCCCACCUUUCAACAGAUUCUCACUUCUGUCAAUCCAAGAAAAGCAGACUUUCUUUUCCACUGUACUAAGUACUAACACUAUAUCAAGGAGACAAGGACCCUGCUCUCUCUCUCUCUCUCUCUCUAUCUCUCUCUCUCUCUCCUGCUCCACAGAUCGGUAAUCGAUCAGACUCAUUUUUUUCUUCACUACUACCUUCCUCUAUAAAUGCCCAUAAAUUCCACUUUGCCCCACUGACUUUUUGUGUGUGUCCAUUUUCCUCUCCAUAAUAGUGUAGAAAUUCAAGAGAGUGAUGGAUUCAAGUACCCAUUCACAGAAAUGGGUAUGGGUAUGAAGAAGUGGAAUGAAAAAGGCUGUCUUGGAGCUCUGAGUUUUAAUUUGAAGAAUCUAUACUAGUAGUAAAUAGAAGAGGGUAUGUCUGCAGACAACAUCAAAGGUCUGGUCUUGGCUAUCUCAUCCAGUUUCUUCAUUGGGUCUAGCUUCAUUGUCAAGAAGAAGGGACUCAAGAAGGCUGGUUCUGGAUCUGGUCUUAGGGCAGGCGCUGGAGGCUAUUCUUACUUAUUGGAGCCGCUUUGGUGGGCUGGAAUGGUAACAAUGAUUGUUGGAGAAAUAGCAAAUUUUGCUGCUUAUGCUUUUGCUCCAGCUAUACUAGUAACUCCCCUCGGUGCACUGAGUAUUAUUAUCAGUGCUAUACUUGCACAUAUGAUUUUAGGGGAGAGACUACACAUUUUUGGUAUUGUUGGUUGCGUUUUAUGCAUCGUGGGUUCAACUAUCAUAGUUCUACAUGCCCCACAAGAGCGUGAAAUUGAGAAUGUGCAGGAACUCUGGGAUCUUGCUACUGAGCCAGGCUUCUUGUUGUAUGGAACCAUGGUAGUAGCAGCCGUUGUUAUAAUCAUUGUUUAUUUUCUCCCGAAGUACGGGCAGACUCAUAUAAUGGCUUAUGUUGGAGUGUGUUCACUUGUGGGCUCGAUUGGGGUAAUGAGUGUCAGAGCAUUGGGCAUAGCACUGAAGUUAACGUUUGGUGGGACAAAUCAGUUAGUAUAUCCUCAGACAUGGGCGUUUGCAGUAAUUGUAGCUACGUGCUUGCUGACACAAGUGAACUACUUAAACAAGGCUCUUGAUACAUUCAACUCGUCUGUUGUAUCGCCUAUAUACUAUGUAAUGUUUACAACAUUAACAAUUGUGGCCAGUGUUAUCAUGUUUAAGGACUGGAAUGGGCAAUAUGCAACUCAAAUUGUUACGGAGCUUGGUGGGUUCGUCACCAUUCUAUCGGGAACCUUCCUUCUUCACAAAACUAAAGACUUGAAUGAAGUUUCUUCACCAUCUUUCGCGUUUCGCAAUCCUAAGUAUGAAGAAGCAGAUGGAAUCAAUCUUGAAAGCAUACCCCUCAAGCGUCAAGAAUCUAUGCGAUAAGUGUAGUCAUGGCUUUAACCUGCCAGGCUCUAUUUUUGUUCGGUUUCAAUCUCUUAUGUGUAUAGUUCUCUAGCCUCUACACAGAAAGUGAUAUCUGGCUACAUAUUGACAGGCAGAGGGUUGGUUGAAGAUCAUUAUAUUUGUGUAUGGCCUUGGUGCAGUGAAAAUUUUGCUCUUUAAAAUGUGCAACGUUUUAUUA